UAAGCAUCAACAUACUACAGAACACACACUAAUCAACCAGCAAAUCAGUAGCUCCUUCUUGCUAAGUUAGCUCUUCACUAGCUAGGCCGCGGGGCUUGCGACCACGACGAUGAUGGCAGUGACGGUGGAGAUCACGCGCCGCGCGGUGCUGAGGCCCCCGCCAGCGACCUGCAGAGGGGGCGGCAGCAAGUCCCCGCUCACGGCCUUCGACCGCGCCUCCACCGACGGAUACAUCCCGGCCGUCUUCGCCUGGAACGCGCCGGCGCCAGACAACGCCGCGCUCGUGGACGGCCUCCUCGCCGCCGUCGCCAGGUACCCGCACCUAGCCGGCCGCUUCGGCGUCGACGACAGCGGCAGGAAGUGCUUCCACCUCAACGACGCCGGGGUGCUCGUCGUCGAGGCCCAGGCCGACGCCGACCUCGCCGACGCGCUGGCGCACGACGUGGCCGCGCACAUCAACGACCUCUACCCCAAGGCUGACAUGGAGCGUGCCGACGAGCCUCUCUUCCAGGCGCAGCUCACCCGGUACCGCUGCGGCGGCCUGGUGAUCGGCACGGCAUGCCAGCACCUCGUCGCCGACGGGCAGGCCAUGAGCUUCUUCUACACCGCGUGGGCCACCGCCGUGCGCACCGCCUCGGCGACCCUCCCGUCGCCCUUCACCGACCACACGGCCAUCGCCGUCCCCCGCGACCCGCCGGCGCCCAAGUUCGACCACCGGAACAUCGAGUUCCGUGGCGAGCACAGCCCGAGCCACUCCUACGGCGUGCUCCCCGGGGACAGGAUCAAGAACCUCGUCGUGCACUUCCCGGAGGAGUUCAUCGCGGGGCUCAAGGCCCGCGUCGCCAGCGUCGGCGGCCGGUGCAGCACGUUCCAGUGCCUCCUGGCGCACGCGUGGAAGAAGGUCACGGCGGCGCGGGACCUGCCGCCGGAGGAGCCCACGCAGAUACGUGUCGCCGUCAACUGCAGGGGCCGGGCCCAGCCGCCGGUGCCCAUGGAGUACUUCGGCAACAUGGUUCUUUGGGCGUUCCCGAGGAUGCAGGCCCGGGAGGUGCUGUCGUCGAGCUAUGCCGCCGUGGCCGGCGCCAUCCGCGACGCCGUGGCGCGCGUCGACGCCGAGUACAUCCAGUCCUUCGUCGACUUCGGGGAGGUGGCGGAGCGCGCCGGGGAGGAGCUGGCGUCAACAGCGGCGAGGCCUGGGACGGCCUUCUGCCCGGACCUGGAGGUGGACAGCUGGCUGGGGUUCAGGUUCCACGACCUCGACUUCGGGCACGGGCCGCCGUGCGCGUUCCUGCCGCCGGACCUGCCCAUCGAGGGGCUCAUGAUCUUCGUGCCCUCGUGCUCGGCCAAGGGCGGCGUCGACCUCUUCGUGGCGCUCAACGACGAGCACGUUGAUGCCUUCAAGCAGAUCUGCUACUCCAUGGACUGAUCAUCUCUAUUAUUACAGUAUACUUGAGUGCGACGAUUAUGCAUGGUAUAUGUGCAAUAACCAAAAUGUUUUUGCAAUAAUACUGCAAGGAUGUCUGUGUGACUAAAUCUGCAACUAUAUGUACAUGUACACGUUUGACGUCAGUCUCUAUGGACACAUAGUGCAUGUCAAAGGAUAAAUGGAAGUUGCUUGAUGUGCUUUUAUUUGUAU
Messenger RNA from Setaria italica (foxtail millet), 1636 nucleotides. Its product is annotated as tryptamine hydroxycinnamoyltransferase 2. The coding region runs from base 110 to 1426 and encodes 438 amino acids. The record is from RefSeq and is a predicted model, not a curated record. Lineage: Eukaryota; Viridiplantae; Streptophyta; Magnoliopsida; Poales; Poaceae. Gene Ontology annotation, molecular function: acyltransferase activity, transferring groups other than amino-acyl groups. The transcript has 2 exons.